GAGAUUUGGGAGGGAGGGAGGAGAGAAAAAAGAGCUACGAAAAUGUCCGAGCGUGAAAGACUCUAGAGAAAAGGAAAGUGGGAGAGACGGGCAGAAUCGCGAUGAUGAUGCACAACGGAAACAACGGCUACGGAAACGGGGUGAUGGCGUCGGCAUCGACGACGACGUCCACGGCCAUGACGUCGUCUCCAUCGGCGACAAAUGCGCAAUCUCAGGCGCUGAAGACGUACUUCAAGACUCCAGAGGGACGGUACAAGCUCCAUUACGAGAAGACUCACCCCCCUGGUCUCCUCCCUUAUUCACACGGCAAAUCCAUUUCUCAGAUAACUCUAGCGCACGUCAAGGAAAAGCCUGCACAGGCUGGGGCCGCACCAAGCUCGAGUGCAAGUACAAGCAGCGGAGUGAGAUAUGCUGCUGCAAGGCUCUUAGGGGUCGGGGGUGGAAAUGGUGGCCGCCCGCCUAGUUUUGUAGGAGGGAAUGGCGCAAGUAAAGCUGCUAAUGUAACGAGUAGAAGUAGUUCAUUGGCAGGGUCGAAUGGUAGUCAUUCUAUGCUUCUUUCAAAUUACGAUGGUAAAGGAACCUAUUUGAUAUUCAAUGUUGGGGAUACCUUGUUUUUCAGCGACCUCAAUUCGCCAGAUAAGGAUCCUAUAAAAUCGAUACAUUUUAGCAAUUCAAACCCUAUCUGCCAUGCAUUUGAUCCUGAAGCCAAGGAUGGACAUGACUUGCUUAUAGGAUUGUACUCUGGAGAUGUCUACUCAACGUCUUUGAGACAACAAUUACAAGAUGUUGGAAAGAAGCUUGUUGGGGCACAACAUUAUAACAAAGAAGGUUCAGUCAGUAACAGUCGAUGCACCAGUGUUGCAUGGGUUCCAAAGGGUGAUGGUGCUUUUGUUGUUGCUCAUGCUGAUGGAAGCCUGUAUGUGUACGAAAAGGGCAAGGAUGGUACUGUUGAUUCAUCCUUUCCUGUUAUAAAGGAUCAAACCCAGUUUUCUGUUGUGCAUGCAAAGUCCAGUAAGAGUAAUCCAAUUUCUAGAUGGCAUAUCUGCCAAGGUUCAAUAAACAGCAUUGCCUUUUCUGCUGAUGGUGCAUAUUUGGCGACGGUUGGUCGAGAUGGAUAUCUACGGGUAUUUGACUACUCAAAAGAACAACUCAUAUGUGGUGGAAAAAGUUAUUAUGGUGCACUUCUAUGUAUUGCCUGGAGUUUCGAUGGAAAAUACAUUCUGACUGGUGGGGAAGACGAUCUAGUUACAGUAUGGAGUAUGGAAGAUCGGAAGGUUGUAGCAUGGGGAGAGGGGCACAACUCAUGGGUCAGUGGUGUGGCUUUUGACUCGUAUUGGUCAUCACCAACUUCAGAUGGUUCUGAAGAAAAUGUCAUGUACCGGUUUGGUUCUGUUGGUCAGGAUACACAAUUGCUUUUGUGGGAUUUGUCAAUGGAUGAGAUCAUAGUGCCACUUCGCCGGUGUCCGCCUGGUGGGUCCCCCACGUUCAGCACUGGAAGCCAAUCAUCUCAUUGGGAUAGUGCUUGCCCAGUGGGCACUCUCCAACCAGCUGCUCCAAGCAUGCGAGAUGUUCCAAAGCUGUCCCCAUUAAUUGCCCAUCGAGUCCAUCUGGAACCCUUAUCAGGUUUAAUUUUUACCGACGAAUCCGUUCUCACUGCCUGCCGGGAAGGGCAGGUGAAGAUUUGGAUGAGACCAGGAAAUUUGGAAAGCCAAUCAAACAACUCACAAGUCCUUGUAGGUAGUGGUCCAAAAGAGCAACCGCCAUUGCCAGGCAAAACAAGUGCCGCUAGUUAUAAAUCUGUACAUCGAUAAAAUACACGAGAAGAAUCUGGAUGAGACCAGGA
Juglans microcarpa x Juglans regia is the source of this 1843-nucleotide messenger RNA. RefSeq names its product dystrophia myotonica WD repeat-containing protein-like. The record is from RefSeq and is a predicted model, not a curated record. The transcript has 11 exons. Gene Ontology annotation, molecular function: protein binding. NCBI's taxonomy places the organism in Eukaryota, Viridiplantae, Streptophyta, Magnoliopsida, Fagales, Juglandaceae. Bases 102 to 1811 code for a protein of 569 amino acids.